Nicrophorus vespilloides is the source of this 2791-nucleotide messenger RNA. Its product is annotated as peroxidase-like. NCBI's taxonomy places the organism in Eukaryota, Metazoa, Arthropoda, Insecta, Coleoptera, Silphidae. The transcript has 8 exons. Bases 306 to 2486 code for a protein of 726 amino acids. Gene Ontology annotation, molecular function: heme binding; peroxidase activity. The record is from RefSeq and is a predicted model, not a curated record. Gene Ontology annotation, biological process: response to oxidative stress.
UCAAAGAGAUGAAAUGUUGUUGUUGUUGUUACGGAGAGGUUGGAUGUGAGCACGUUGUUUUCACGUGCUCGCACUGCAGGUUCUUAUAAAAUGUGUGUGUAUAUAUGUGUACACGGCUCAUAUACCUGUGACCAAUGUUUGUCCUUGCAAAGUGUUAGCACCGUUCGUAACGACCGGCGAGAUUUGUCUCCUGCUGCAGAGAGCGCAUCUUUUAGAUAAUACACACACACAAAAACAGAAAAAAAAAGUUUGAUUGUUUACAAUGAACUCGUUGUAAAUGUUUUAGAACCCACGACUCGUGAAGGAUGUGCGUACGAAUACUGUCGACGCUGGUAUUGGCCAGCAUCGUGUGCGGAAGUGCCACCAGCCAAUCGAAAGUCGGUAUUAAGAAUGUUUACUUUCCGGAUCACAUCAAUUGGUGGAACGAAACUCCUGAUCACGAUUUCAACGAUGUCCAGGUGACCCAGAAGGAUCUUAACUUUUCCGUAGAGUUCGGAAGCGGCGUUUUGGGUAGACUAGAUCGUUUGGAAAAUAAUUUGGCCUGGUCGAACAUUCAGAUCAAACAAGGCACAACGGCUCACGCACAGCUGAUAGAGUCUAAUCCUGAGGAGGAAGCUUUGAACCAAGGAAAGAAAGCUUUGAUUGCCGCGAAAGCCACCAUCUAUUUGAUGAACUCGCAUUGCUACAAGCAUCACUUGGAUCCGAAAAACUGCGCGAAACACGUAACCAAGUACAGUCUGGAUGAAACACAGCUGAAGUCGUCUUGCGAAAAGUAUACCAAGAAGUGCAAAAAUGACGUUAAGUACCGGUCGGUGGAUGGGUCUUGCAACAGAGUUUCCGAACCCGCGAUGGGUGAAACCUUUACUUCCUACAGACGACUGCUGUUCUCCGAUUAUUUGGAUGGUGUCCACGAGAUCAGGAGAUCCUUGUUCAAGAAGAGACCUUUACCGCAACCUAGGGAGAUCAGCAUGAAGCUGAUCAAACAAAAGGGACCCGAAGAAGACUUCACUUUGGCCGUGAUGCAAUGGGGGAUGUUCAUGGGUCACGAUUUAUCUCACACGGCUGCAAGCAAAAUGAUUCACUCAAACAACGCGAUUGAAUGCUGUAGCGUGAGCGGAAGUAAACUUGCACCUCGUUACGUCCAUCCAUUCUGCGCCCCGAUUCACGUUCCGCAGAACGACAACUUCCACGGUAUCCAAUGCAUGACAUAUGUCAGAUCGAUUCCAGCCAUGAGACCAGAAUGCACCUUUGGGCCUAUGGAACAGAUGAAUCAAGCGAGUCAUUUCAUGGACGGAUCACAACUGUACGGAAGCUACGACGCCAAAAACAAUAUGCUGAGAGCGUUCAAAGGUGGUCUUCUUCAAACGACUGUGGAGAAUGGUAAAGUCUACAUGCCUUUAUCGACUGAUCCUUGGCACCACUGUCAGAUCACGGUGAAGGACUCGACCUGCUUCAUUUCCGGAGAUUCUCGCGCGAACACCCAUCCGCAAUUAACAGCGAUGCACACGGUUUGGAUGCGUGAGCAUAACAGAAUCGCCAAGUAUUUGUCGAAAUUGAAUCCCGACUGGAACGAUGAGAAAUUGUAUCAAGAAACGCGUCGUAUCGUGAUAGCUCAGAUGCAGCACAUCACUUACCAACAUUGGUUACCAAUCUUGCUUGGUAAAGGUAAUGCGGAUAAGAUCUUGAGCACUCCUUUCAACGCGCAUUUGGAUGCUUCCGUUAGCAACAGCUUCGCUACAGGAGCUUUCAGGAUGAUCAAAUCGAUGGUCGCGGGAAAUUUGACUUUGUACGAUGAGAACAGGAAGGCUUUUAAAUGGAUACAGCUCAGUCAGCAUUUCAACGCUCCGAACGUUAUCAGAGUACCGGGUUACAUGGAUUCUUUAAUCAGAGGGUUGACGGUGCAGAAGAGCAAGAAGGCCGAUUUGGAUUACGUCGAGGAUGUUGCCAAUCUGAUGUACGGUAACGGCAAAAAGGGUUUCGAUAUAGUGAGCCUUGACAUUCAAAGGGGUAGGGAUCACGGGUUGCCUAGUUACAUGGCUUUCCGGAAGCUUUGCGGUCUGAGCACGGGUAAGACUUUCGAAGAAUUCCAAGGCACAAUACCCAUGAACAUAAUCACUUUACUAUCUGAAGUCUACAAACAUCCCGGAGACGUAGAUCUAAUUAUUGGUGUUUUAUCGGAGAACAAGAUGGAAGGUUCCACUUUAGGACCAACGCUGAGCUGCAUCCUCUCCGAUCAGUUCACGCACACAAGAAGCGCCGACCUCUACUUCUACACCAACCAAAACCAACCUUACCCAUUCACAUCUCAACAGCUGGACCAGAUCAAAAAGGCAUCUUUAGCCAGAAUAUUCUGCGACAACGGAGAUGACAUCAAGAAGAUGCAACCGGACGUCUUCCACAGCAUCGGGGAAAGAAACUCGUUGAUGGAUUGCAGCGAUACCAAAACCAUACACAAACUCGAUCUUAACCUGUGGAAGACGCAAUGAGACGCUAGGUGUAAAGAGCGCGAAGAAAGACUGAAGGAAUCUUUUUGCCAAAAAAUAUGAAAUCUAACCAUCGAAUUGUAAACAUUUGCGACCUUUAACACAAUCCACCCACCAUUCCUCCAAACAACACCACCCUCUCUUAUACAGUAUUGAAUUCAUGCCAAAAUUAAUUCUUUUUUUUUGUUGUUGUUAAUUAUUAAUUUUUCAUAUCCCAUCCAUUCGUUGUUACAAACGAAUACGCGGAUGUGUUUACGUGUUCUUUUUUUUAUUGUUAGCUUUACUAAUUAGGUUUAUUUUUAUUUUAU